AUGACAAAACAUUUGUUUAGAAGGGAUGAUGAAAACGAUGAAAAUUUCUGUGACUACAGACAAACAAUAACUCUCUUUCAGCUCAAACCAAGCUAUAGAAGAGGACAACUGGGAUACCCCUCUUAUCCGUCUUAUUCUUCGUAUAACAGAUUUGAACCGCAAAUCACUUCGCUUUUAACACAAACUGAUGAGACAUCGGAUAAGCUUUGA
Oppiella nova is the source of this 210-nucleotide messenger RNA. Lineage: Eukaryota; Metazoa; Arthropoda; Arachnida; Sarcoptiformes; Oppiidae. The record is from the annotation of a GenBank genome assembly.